ACGAAAGUGAAAAGCAUUCCUUUAAACUGCCUUUUCAUCUACAGAAAACGCUCAGUUCCUGGUUUGGCCGGUUAGGUGGUUCUUGGAAGCUGUUUGACAGGCUGGGCUCUCACUUCACGUUGGUCUGCAAACUACAAACAUGUCAGAAAUCGGUGAAAUAGAUGAAGGAUUCUACUCCCGGCAACUGUAUGUUCUGGGUCAUGAGGCGAUGCGUCGUAUGGGCGAAGCCAACGUCCUGAUAGCAGGAAUGAGGGGUCUGGGCGUAGAAAUAGCCAAGAAUGUGAUCCUGUCUGGAGUCAAGUCUGUCACUGUCCAGGACGAAGGACUGGCGGUGUGGGCCGACCUGUCCUCACAGUUCUUUCUGAAGGAGUCACAUCUUGGUCAGAACAGAGCCACGUGUUCCCUGCAACAGCUGUCUGACUUAAACCCACAUGUCCGUGUGUGGGCCCACACUGGACCCCUGAACGAGGACCUGAUUAAGCAAUUUCAGGUGGUGGUCCUCACUGACUCCUCACUGGAUGAUCAAAAGCGGUUUGGUGAGCUCUGCCAUUCGCAUGGAAUUAAGUUCAUUGUGGCAGACACCAAAGGGCUUUGUGGGCAGCUGUUCUGUGACUUUGGGGAGGAGUUUGAGGUCUUGGAUCAGGAUGGAGAGACGCCUGUGUCAGUGAUGAUACAACACAUCUCUAAGGCAAAUCCUGGAGUGGUGAUUUGCACAGAUGACCAGAGGCAUGGACUUCAAGAUGGCUCUAAAGUUGUCUUCUCUGAGGUCCAAGGCAUGACCGAGCUCAACAGCAUGAGCCCCGUCGAGAUCAAAUACUGCAGUGCGUAUUCCUUUAGCAUUGGCGACACUUCAGGAUUUUCUGACUACCAACGGGGUGGAGUGGCGACUGAGGUUAAACAGCCCUGCAAGCUGAGCUUUAAACGCCUGAGCGAGGCUCUGCUCGAUCACGAACUGCUGACAUGGAAUGACUUUGGGAAAAUAUCAAAGCACACGACCCUGCACCUGGCCUUCCAGGCCCUCCAUAGCUUUGCAAAGAGAGAAAAGCGUCUCCCUAAUCCUUGGUGUCAGUCAGAUGCAGACUCGCUGCUUGCCAUCGUGAGGGAGCUGAAUACAGCUGCACAGGUGGAACAGCUGGAUGAGGCUGUGGUGCGAAGACUUUCCUACACGGCUCGGGGUGAUCUGGCUCCUGUGAACGCUUUCAUAGGAGGCUUGGCUGCUCAGGAAGUUAUCAAGGCAUGUAGUAGGAAGUUUACACCUCUUAAGCAGUGGAUGUAUUUUGAUGCCCUGGAGUGCCUCCCUGAAGAGGACCAUCAACUGACUGAGUGCUCCACAAAAGGCACAAGGUACGAUGGACAGAUUGCUGUGUUUGGACCGGCCUUCCAGGAGAAGCUUGGGAGGAUGAAGUAUUUUCUGGUUGGAGCUGGUGCUAUUGGCUGCGAACUUCUGAAAAACUUUGCCCUCAUGGGGCUUGGCGCAGGAAGAGAGGGACAAGUCACUGUGACAGACAUGGACUUCAUAGAAAGAUCCAAUUUGAAUCGUCAGUUCCUGUUCAGGUCUCAGGAUAUUGGGAAAGCUAAGUCGGAAGUUGCAGCCAAAGCAGGACGCCAGAUGAACCCGGAAAUGAAUAUCAUCGCUCACCAGAAUCGUCUGGACGCCGACAGCGAGGGAGUGUAUGAUUACAACUUCUUCAUGAGUCUGGAUGGAGUGGCUGCAGCCCUCGAUAAUGUGGAAGCCAGGGUCUAUCUCGAUGGACGCUGCGUUCAACAUCAGAAGCCGAUGCUCGAGGGAGGAACCCUUGGAAGCAAGGGUCAUACUCUGGUGGUGGUGCCUCACCUGACGGAGUCCUAUGGACCCGCUAAGUCUAGCGCCGGUAAUGCCAUCCCAAUGUGCACACUCAAGAACUUCCCGUAUCGAAUCGAGCACACACUGCAGUGGGCCAGAGACCAGUUCGAAGGACUAUUUAAACACACACCUGAGAAUGUGAAUCUCUUCUUGAGUGAUUCAGAGUUUGUAAAUCGAACUCUGGACCAUGGAGAUGCUGAGGCCCUGGAGAUACUUGAAGGGGUGUGGAGCAGCCUUGAGGACAUGAAGGCUGGAGGAAAACGCCCGACAUGCUGGGAGGACUGUGUGAGCUGGGCGCGACGCAAGUGGGAGACUCUCUAUAACAACGAUAUUCGUCAACUUCUGCACUGUUUCCCUCCCGAAGAGGUGACUGCUAAUGGCCUGCUCUUCUGGUCUGGAACCAAGAGAUGCCCUCAUCCACUGACCUUUGACCCUAAUAAUUCUACCCAUUUGGAGUAUGUUGUGGCAGCUGCUAAUCUGUACGCUUGCAUCUACGGGAUCAACGGGACAACAGACAGAGCCGCUAUCAAAAGGAUCUUAGAGCAGGUCCAUGUGCCGCCUUUCACGCCCAAGUCUUCUGUAAAGAUUCACGUUACUGACAAGGAGAUGGAGGAAGACAAAAAAAAGGGGAGCGACGAUGCAGGUGAGUUAGCCGUGAGUGUCGGUAAUCAUGCUACCACCUCACUGCCUUACAGCCCGCCAUCUCUUCACGCUCUCUGUGUCUUUGUCACAGAAAAGGCCAGACUUGAGGAGUUGAAAGUGAAAUUGGCCUUACCGGCUCGGAGAAGCUCAUCUAAGAUGCGCCCCAUCGACUUUGAGAAGGAUGACGACACCAACUUCCACAUGGACUACAUAGUUGCUGCAUCCAACCUGAGAGCAGAGAACUAUGAAAUUCCUGCAGCCGAUCGCCACCAGAGCAAGCGCAUCGCAGGAAGGAUCAUGCCUGCCAUAGCCACCACCACAGCCGCAGUGGCAGGCCUGAUGUGCCUGGAGCUGUUUAAACUGGUGCAGGGUCAAGAGAAGAUCAGCUCGUACCGCACAGCUUACAUUAACCUGGCUGUCCAGUACUUUGUCCUGUCCCAGCCGAGCCGGCCCCAGGCCUUCGAAGUUGCAGGAAAGAAAUACACCCUGUGGGAUGACUUCCUUGUCGAGGGCAGACGCGGCGGUCAGCAGGAAAUGACCUUGGAAGAUCUGGUCCAGUAUGUCAGGGAGAAGUACAACUUGACCGUCUCCAGUCUAUUCUAUGGACCCGCUAUUCUGUACAGUGGACAGAAAGACAGGCUCACGAAGAGUGUGUCUGACGUGGUGAAGAUGGUGACGAAAAAGGACAUCCCUCCACAUAAGAAGGUGUUGGAGUUGAUCCCCUCGUUUGCUGAAGACGAGGACUGUGAAACUGUCCCGACGAUCAGGUAUCUGCUCCUGUGAUGCAGGCGAAGUGAAGUUUCCGCAAAAAUCCCCUGAGGACGCGCCACAAGGAAAAGGUCGUCCCUCCUGAGACUUCAUCUGUUCAUUUUCAUUUUCAUUUUCAUUUUCAUACAUAUUUUCAUUUUUCUUGUUCUUUUAAAUAACUGUACCGGUAGUCCUAGACAUUUUAUUUAGUGAUUAUUAUGUACCACAAUCACUCUAUGGGAUCAGUUGUCAUGUCUCUGAGCGAUGUCCAUACGAUGCUACAAAAACGACCAUAAUGAGGUGACCAGAGAUAUUACCACUAACGUCUGCUUUUGAUUACAUUUGAGGAGUGCCUUUUGAGGGAAGAUCUGAAACUGCAGGGACAGUGAUGCUACUGAUGUUUAAUUCAGAUCAGGCUGAGCACAGUGGUGAAUUUAUGCAGGUAGAAGACACUUGAACCACCAUCGUCCACCCUCCUCCUCCUCCUCCAUUAAACAUCCCAGAGCUGUUCACAGUGGAGACACUGGAUUCAUGUAGAAAGCCUUCAUCUGUCCUGCUUUUGUGUAUCGUGCCCUUCCCCUUUUCCACAUCCUCACAAUGUGCUUCACUCCGCACCCUCACAUUACCAUACUGACAGCUGUGCUGCUUUCCCAGUUAGUUAAUUUUGAACUCAUGUCAUGUGAAUCAUCUCUGUAAUUAUCCCUGUUGCUAUGUAUGAAUCUAAUUCAUCUGUGCUGUGUAAUUGGGAGUAUGAUAUAAGGAUGCAGUUUGUGAUUAAAUUCAGAUGCAACAGUAACACAAUAAAUGAGGAACAAAUUGUA
Messenger RNA from Mugil cephalus (flathead mullet), 4053 nucleotides. It is a transcript of the gene uba7, whose product is annotated as ubiquitin-like modifier activating enzyme 7. The transcript is spliced from 23 exons. Gene Ontology annotation, cellular component: cytoplasm; SUMO activating enzyme complex. The coding region runs from base 140 to 3268 and encodes 1042 amino acids. Lineage: Eukaryota; Metazoa; Chordata; Actinopteri; Mugiliformes; Mugilidae. Gene Ontology annotation, biological process: protein sumoylation. The record is from RefSeq and is a predicted model, not a curated record. Gene Ontology annotation, molecular function: SUMO activating enzyme activity.